Messenger RNA from Metopolophium dirhodum (rose-grain aphid), 1287 nucleotides. RefSeq names its product MOB kinase activator 1B-like. Gene Ontology annotation, cellular component: cytoplasm; nucleus. The coding region runs from base 229 to 888 and encodes 219 amino acids. Gene Ontology annotation, biological process: hippo signaling; positive regulation of protein phosphorylation. Gene Ontology annotation, molecular function: protein kinase activator activity. Lineage: Eukaryota; Metazoa; Arthropoda; Insecta; Hemiptera; Aphididae. The record is from RefSeq and is a predicted model, not a curated record. The transcript is spliced from 4 exons.
UCGAGUUUGCGUCAAUGCAGCAACGAAACUCACGAAUUAAAUAUUUUCUUUUACUCAUUUUUGUGGCUUAAUAAUUUCAUUCUUAUCCACCGACAUUGUUAAUUUUUGUUUCCCGGUGUACCAUACUAGUGAUCGUUUUAGUGUAGAGGUAGUCGGUAAAUGUCUGUAUUGUUGUGAGAGGGUAUUCAUCGCGAUUGUUUGUUAAGAGACAUUCUAGGCAAAUUCAUAAUGAGCUUCCCAUUUACAGGCAGAUCAUUGAAGACUUUUAUACCUAAGAAGAAUAUACCAGAAGGUUCCAAUCAAUUCAAAGUGAUGAAACACGUGUCAGCUACUCUUGAUUCGAGGAAUCUGAGAUUCGCUGUUCGACUACCAAAGGGAGAAGAUAUCAAUGAAUGGGUUGCUUUCAACACUGUUGAUUUUUUCAAUCAAAUAAACAUGUUGUACGGUACAUUAACAGAGUUCUGCACCGAGGAAAGUUGUUCUAUAAUGUCUGCUGGACCCAAAUACGAAUAUCACUGGACAGAUGGCCUGUCUGUAAAGAAACCAACAAAGUGUUCUGCUCCAGAAUACAUCGAUUAUUUGAUGACUUGGGUUCAGGAUCAAUUGGACGAUGAAACAUUGUUCCCUGCAAAAAUCGGUGCCCCAUUUCCCAAGAAGUUCUUAUCGGUUGCUAAGAUAAUACUUAAACGGUUAUUCAGAGUGUAUGCACAUAUUUAUCAUACACAUUUCGAUUCAGUUGUUAGGCUAAGCGAGGAAACACAUAUCAACGCAUCAUUUAAGCAUUUUAUUUACUUUGUUCAGGAAUUUGAACUAAUUGAUGAAAGAGAAUUGGCUCCAUUACAAGACUUUAUUGAUAAAUUGGCUGGCUAUGAAACUAGAAUAAAUUGACUUACACUGCUGGAUGAAAAAUUUAACUUAGCACAAUGAGCUUACAGCUUUAAACUUUCUGAUGUGAUAAUUUAUUUUUUUAUUAAAAAAUAGUUAUUAUACAUAAACACAUAUAUAAAAAUUAAAAAUUAAAAAUUAGGAAGUUAGUCAUUUGACAUUCAUUAUAUGUACAAACAAAUAUAUUUUUAUGUAAUACUAUUAUCAAUGCUAUAACGCUAAUCAUUGAUAUUAAGCACUAUACUCAGUUCAGGUUAAGAUUAAACCGGCUUCGCGCAUGCAGACUAAGCCGCCGAACAGUGCCUGACCCCCCAUGUGAUGGCUAUGCGUUCUGUGAUUGGCCGACAUUCAUCGCAAGUCGUCGUCGAUUGUCGGUGUUGGUGAUGGCCGCCGUGCAUACGC